GGACGUUCGCGCCGCGGCCGCCGGUCCGGAUCCGCCCGGCGCCUUCCGGUUGGGGAGGAAAAGCCUCCUGAGAGCGCGGCCCGGCGAAUUCCCAACCUGGAGGCCAAGCCGCUCGCAGCCGGAACGAGCCGCCUGGGGCCGGUCGGGAGCCCAUCACGCGGGUCCAGGGUCGCCGCGUAGCCCGGGGUCGGGCCGUGUGCAGCGGCGCUGGUGUUUGCACACGGGGACAAACCGCCCUGAAACUCCCGCCGGGAGCCGAGCGUGCGGCAGAGGAUCGUGGUGUCAGCCUGCAGGUGCUGACUCGGUACUCGGGCUCGGUACUGACAGCACUCCUGCCACCGGCUCCUCCCGCUUCUGUCCUUAGGCACGGCCUGAGGUAAGGACGCGGGGAGCAGGACCCGACACCACUGCGCACAGCACCUCGAGGGGAGGUGACUUAAGUACCAGUGCCCAGGUCGCAACACAGCCGGGCGGGGAGGACUGAGCACCGGGUGCACGGAGUGUGCGAGGCCGACACGUACACGGAGGAGCGGGACAGUGAGGAAAUCAGGGUCAGCCUGGGCUACACCGACGGUCUGAGCCCAGCCCGGGCCACACGGCGUCCGGCCAGCCUGGGCUACACGACACCCUGUCCCUAAGGAAACACGCAGCUGCAGUGAACAUGCGCCGCCACACCUGCUGCUGGGGGAGUGCCGCGUGGGUGCUGGUGUGCGUCCUCCUGAUGUCCCCACCCUCGUCCGCUGCGCUGUCUGCUUCACAGCCCAACAUCCUGCUGCUCAUGGCUGACGACCUGGGCAUCGGCGACCUCGGUUGCUAUGGCAACGGCACCCUCAGAACUCCGAACAUCGACCGGCUGGCGGCUCACGGCGUGCGGCUCACACAGCACCUGGCAGCGGCGUCCGUGUGCACACCGAGCCGCGCCGCCUUCCUCACCGGCAGGUACCCCAUCCGCACAGGUAUGACGUCAGGCAACGGCUUCCGGGUUCUGCAGUGGGCUGCGGGGUCCGGGGGGCUUCCGACCACAGAGAUCACCUUCGCCAAAAUACUGCAGGAGCGCGGCUACGCCACCGGCCUCAUCGGAAAGUGGCACCUCGGUCUGAACUGCGAGUCGUCGUCGGACCACUGCCACCACCCGAGCAGCCACGGCUUCCAGCACUUCUACGGCAUGCCUUUCAGCAUGAUGGGCGACUGCACGCGAGCUGUGCUGUCCGAGAAGAGGCUGCGGCUGGAGCACUCUCUGCACACGGCCUUCCAGCUGGCGGCGCUGGCCGCACUCUCCCUGGCCUCCGGGAAGCUCAUGCGCCUCGUCCCUGCGCCCUGGGCCCUGGUCGUCCUGCUGGGCGGGGCCGCUGCCCUUCUGCGCGCCGCAGAACACCACGUGGGUGACGUCAUUGUCUACGCUGACUGCUUCGUCAUGAGAAACCACAGCAUCACGCAGCAGCCCAUGAAGGUGCAGCAGUUCACAGGGCGGCUCCUGGCGGAAGUGACGUCAUUCCUGCAGCGGAACAAGCGAGGCCCCUUCCUGCUGUUCGUGUCCUUCCUGCACGCACACAUCCCGCUCAUCACGGAUGAAGCCUUCGUGGGCAGAAGCACGCACGGGCCGUACGGGGACCACGUGGAGGAGUUGGACUGGAUGGUUGGAUACAUCCUGGACGUGCUGGAGAAGGAAGGACUGAGCGGCCGCACCCUGGUCUACUUCACGUCCGACCACGGCGGCCACCUGGAGGCGCAGCUGGACGGCGUCCAGUAUGGCGGCUGGAACGGAGGCUACAGAGGCGGGAAGGGCAUGGGCGGCUGGGAAGGCGGCAUCCGCGUCCCCGGCAUCUUCCGCUGGCCGGGGGUGCUUCCGGCCGGGCGCGUGGUGGACGAGCCCACCAGCCUCAUGGACGUCUUCGCCACGGUGGUCGACCUCGCCGGCGGCCAGGUGCCGCAGGACAGGGUGAUUGACAGCCGGAACCUGCUGCCGCUGCUCCUGGGGACCGCACAGCACUCAGACCACGAGGUCAUGUUCCACUACUGCCAGAUUUUCCUGCACGCGGCGCGCUGGGUGCAGCGAGAGCGAGGCAAAAUCUGGAAGGCGCACUACAUGACCCCGGUCUUCGAACCCGAGGGCACGGGCGCGUGCUACGGGCGCGGCGUGUGCCCCUGCUUUGGGGACGGGGUGACCCUGCAUGACCCGCCGCUGCUGUUCGAGCUCUCGGCGGACCCUGGGGAGAACCACCCGCUGACGGCGGAGACGGAGCCCGCGUUCGAGCAGGUGGUGGCGACGCUGCAGCGGGCAGCGGCGACGCACCGGGCGACCCUGCUGGUGAUGCGGCAGCAGCUCGGUUCCAUCUACAACGUGUGGCGGCCCUGGUUGCAGCCCUGCUGCGGCCGCUUCCCGCGGUGCUGGUGCGACACCGAGCUCGGUACCCCCAACGGCCAGCCCGGUAUGCACGGGCACUCGCCGCUCUGAGCACCGCGGCCGAUCCGGAUCUGCUGAUUCACGUGCGGAGGACCCAGUCCCCAGCACCCGGCACGGUCUCCUGAAACUGCACUCCGGGACCUGGUCGUUUCAGGAAGAUGCCGUGGCCGAGCAGCUCGAAGAACUCGGCACGGUGGAUGCUGGGUCUUCACUGCAGCCAACCAUGCAGAAGCCACGGUGUGGACCGCUUUUACCACACAUCGUCCUUACUAGUCCUGGCUCCUCCCCGCCCGUGUCCCCACUGUGCGCUCAGUGCUCAUCCGCAUCUGUGUCCCCACUGCUCAGUGCUCCUCCCCAUCCGUGUCCCCACUGUGCGCUCAGUGCUCCUCCCCGUCUGUGUCCCCACUGUGCACUCAGUGCUCCUCCCUGUCUGUCCCCACUGUGAGCUCAGUGCUCCUCCCCGUCUGUGUCCCCACUGUGCGCUCAGUGCUCCUCCCCAUUCGUGUCCCCACUGUGUGUUCAGUGCUCCUCCCCAUCUGUGUCCCCACUGUGCGCUCAGUGCUCCUCCCCAUCUGUGUCCCCACUGUGCUCAGUACUCCCCAUCCAUGUCGCCACUGUGUGCUCAGUGCUCCUCCCCACCCGUGUCCCCACUGUGCGCUCAGUGCUCCUCCCCGUCUGUGUCCCCACUGUGCGCUCAGUGCUCCUCCCCACCCGUGUACCCACUGUGUGCUCAGUCCUCCUCCCCAUCUGUGUCCCGCUCAGUGCUCUUCCCCAUCUGUGUCCCCACUGUGCGCUCAGUGCUCCUCCCCACCCGUGUCCCCGCUGUGCGCUCAGUGCUCCUCCCCACCCGUGUCCCCGCUGUGUGCUCAGUGCCCAUCCCUGUCCGUGUCCCCACUGUGCGCUCAGUGAGCCCCACCCGAGUCCCCACUGUGUGCUCAUUAAAUCCUUUUAUGGCA
Nannospalax galili (Upper Galilee mountains blind mole rat) is the source of this 3360-nucleotide messenger RNA. It is a transcript of the gene Arsl, whose product is annotated as arylsulfatase E. NCBI's taxonomy places the organism in Eukaryota, Metazoa, Chordata, Mammalia, Rodentia, Spalacidae. Gene Ontology annotation, molecular function: arylsulfatase activity. The record is from RefSeq and is a predicted model, not a curated record. The transcript has 12 exons. The coding region runs from base 662 to 2455 and encodes 597 amino acids.